Molecule: messenger RNA, 2505 nt
Organism: Clonostachys rhizophaga
Lineage: Eukaryota; Fungi; Ascomycota; Sordariomycetes; Hypocreales; Bionectriaceae
Source: the annotation of a GenBank genome assembly
AUGAUCUCAGGGCGAGGGGGUGCAGGAACGCGAGGUGGACGCAUCCGACCGCCUCGCCGCAUAAUUCGACCCAAUGGAGCCGGAGAAAGCGAUUUCGAUGUCUGCUGGGAUCUACUUCGAGAAGCUCUUCGAGACAUCCACAACAAGAACUGCAGCCGGCUGUCAUUCGAGGAGCUUUACCGAGCGGCAUACAAGAUUGUCCUCAAAAAGAGAGGGGAUGACCUAUAUGAUAGAGUCACAAAGUUCGAGGAGGACUGGUUCUCCGAAAACAUAAUUCCCAAAAUCCAAGAGCUGGUCACGACGAGCCUGGUCAACAUUAGCUCCGAUAACACGGUAGCCUCGGUAAAUGAGAGGCGGCAAACGGGCGAGAAAUUCCUCAAGGGCUUAAGAGAUACAUGGGAGGAUCACAACAUGUCGAUGAAUAUGACUGCCGACAUUCUUAUGUAUUUGGACCGGGGUUUUGCGCAUAAUGAUCCGAGCCGGGCCUCCAUUUUUUCGAUGACGAUCGCCCUCUUCCGAGAUAAUAUCUUGCAUUCAUGCCUAGAUUCAACAUCCGGUAAGAGCGUCAUGGAGAUCCUCAUCUCUGUGAUGCUGGACCAGAUCAACAUGGAACGAGAGGGCGAUGUGAUAGAUAGAGCGCUCAUUCGAAGUUGCACUAGAAUGCUUAGCUGUCUCUACAAGGAUCACCAUGAAAACGAAGCCGAGAAGCUAUAUUUGACACACUUCGAGGUUGAGUUUCUGGCCAACAGCAGGGCCUUUUAUGCCAGGGAAUGUGAACAGUUGUUACGAGAAUCCGAUGCUGGCACAUGGCUGCGACAUACCCAGCGCCGGCUGACUGAAGAGGACGAUCGUUGUGAAACGACAAUCGAGUUGGAAACGUUGUCCAAGGUAUCAAAAGUUAUCGAAGAUGAGCUCAUCCGAAAGCAUUUGGGCGAGUUUCUGGCCAUGGAGGGUAGUGGCCUCAAGUGGAUGGUCGACAACGACAAAGUUGAUGAUAUGUCUAUUUUGUAUCGCUUGGUAUCACGAAUUGACGAUAAAAUGAUGGCACUUAGAGAUGUGCUGCAGAAACGCGUCGUGGAACUGGGGCUUGAGAUCGAAGCUACUGUCAAAAGUACAGACUUCUCAACAGCUGCCCCUGAUAGGGAGGAUGCGGCUGAGGGCGAGAAGACCAAGACCUUGAACCCCGCGGCCCAGCACACCGCGGCAGCGAUCAAAUGGGUAGACGAUGUCCUAAGGCUUAAAGACAAAUUCGACAAUCUCUGGACGGCCUGCUUCCAGGAAGAUUUGACCAUCCACACAGCUCUCACAAAGAGUUUCUCUGAUUUUAUCAACAUGUUCUCUCGCUCCUCCGAGUACGUGUCGCUCUUUAUCGACGAUAACUUGAAAAGGGGAAUCAGGGGCAAGACCGAAGCAGAAGUCGAUGCCGUUUUGGAAAAGGCCAUUAUCCUCAUUCGCUACCUUCAAGACCGGGAUAUGUUCCAGACAUAUUAUCAGCGCCACCUUGCACGAAGAUUGCUCCACGCAAAGUCGGAAAGCCACGAUGUCGAAAAGCAGAUCAUCUCGAGGAUGAAACAGGAGAUGGGACAACAAUUUACCACCAAGUUCGAGGGCAUGUUCCGAGACCUCGCCACGUCAUCGGAACUGACCAGUGGCUACCGUGAUCGAAUGUCUCUCGCCGGCAAGACAAUCGAUCUUAACAUGAGCGUGUUAACGACCAACUGUUGGCCGCCAGAGGUCAUGGGCCGUCAGGUACAGAUUGGGGAGGAUUCAAGAAUUACGUGCACCUACCCCAAGGAAAUUGAGCGACUCCAGGCCAGCUUUGAACAGUUCUAUCUAUCGAACCGAAAUGGUAGAAAACUCACAUGGAUCGGAACUACGGGUUCGGCGGAUAUUAAAUGUACAUUCCCUGCCAUUCCUGGCAAACAGGGUGCUCUUUCCCGAGAGCGCCGCUACGAGAUCAAUGUACCAACUUUUGGCAUGGUCAUCAUGCUCUUAUUCAAUGACAUCCCCGACGAUGAAUGGCUCACCUUUGAAGAAAUACAAGCUAAGACCAGUAUCUCUACUCAGGACCUAAUGAGGACAUUGACUGCCAUUGCUGUGGCCCCCAAGUCCAGAGUUUUGCUCAAGGAUCCUCCGACAAAGUCAAUCAAGCCAAGUGAUAAAUUUUCUUUCAACGCCGCAUUCCAGAGUAAGACGGUUCGAAUCAAGGCUCCAAUCAUCAACGCCGUUUCCAAGGUCGAGGAUUCUCAGGAAAGAAAAGCAACCGAGGAGAAGAAUGCCCAGGAUAGGGCUCACGUCAUCGAUGCCGCUAUAGUCCGAAUUAUGAAGUCUCGAAAGGAGCUUGCUCACACCCAGCUUGUGACUGAAGUCAUCUCUCAGCUAGUUGGGCGUUUCAAGCCGGAGGUUUCAGUCAUCAAGAAGCGGAUCGAGGAUCUGAUCGUUCGGGAUUACCUUGAGCGGCCGGAAGAGGAAGAAUCGCCAAACACCUACCGAUACGUUGCUUAA